Nanorana parkeri is the source of this 599-nucleotide messenger RNA. RefSeq names its product 3-hydroxyacyl-CoA dehydratase 2 (gene HACD2). The transcript is spliced from 4 exons. The record is from RefSeq and is a predicted model, not a curated record. Gene Ontology annotation, biological process: very long-chain fatty acid biosynthetic process; sphingolipid biosynthetic process; fatty acid elongation. Lineage: Eukaryota; Metazoa; Chordata; Amphibia; Anura; Dicroglossidae. Gene Ontology annotation, molecular function: 3-hydroxyacyl-CoA dehydratase activity. Gene Ontology annotation, cellular component: endoplasmic reticulum membrane. The coding region runs from base 72 to 497 and encodes 141 amino acids.
CUUCCUGUAACGCCGUCUCUUCUCUCUCAGGGAUUGUUCCUUCCUCUGUGGUCCUGACCGCCUUCCAGGUCAUGUCCCGAGUCUUCCUGACCUGGGCCGUCACACACAGCGUCAGGGAGGUUCAGAAUGAAGACUCGGUGCUGCUGUUUGUCGUGGCGUGGACAGUCACUGAGAUCAUCCGAUACUCGUUUUAUACCUUCAGCCUCCUCAACCAUCUCCCCUACAUCAUCAAAUGGGCCAGGUACACGCUGUUCAUCGUACUUUACCCCAUGGGGGUGGCGGGGGAGCUGCUGACCAUCUACGCCGCGCUGCCGUCCGUCAAGCAGACCGGACUCUACUCCAUCAGCCUGCCCAACAAGUACAACUUCUCCUUCCACUACUACACCUUCCUCAUCCUGGUCAUGGCGUCCUAUAUCCCCAUCUUCCCGCAGCUGUAUUUUCACAUGCUCCAUCAGAGGAGGAAAGUUCUGCACGCCGAUCGCAAGAAAGCCGAUUGACCUCCAACGUCGCCUCGUUUUUUUUCUCUUUUUAAUACUUUUUUCUUUUUUAAUUUUUUUUCCCCCCCAAAACUUUUUAGAAACCCAAAUGCUGCAGCAUUU